UCCCUCUCUCGAUCUCUCAAGCCCAGAUGGGGGAAAAAUUAAACAGGAUAAUAAAGUCAGAAAAAGAUCACAUUUUUAAAAGAGAGAUUAAGAUAGAGAGGGCAGAAAAUGGGGCUACUCGUUCGAAUUCGACCGAUGGAGCUUCUACGUCCGCGCUCUCUUCCUCUUCGUCGACGAAUUGUGCGAAAAAAUCGAUCGACGAGGCCCCAGUUUUGAUAUUUCUCUUGUUUCAGAAGGCGAUUAGGUCAGAGUUAGAUGUGCUCAACUCUGAGGCGAUUUCUCUCGCGACGGGCUCUGGGGGAGAUUUUAAGCUGUUCUCGAAGCGCUUCAAGUUUCUCUUCUCUAUUUAUGAGCAUCAUUGCAAUGCGGAGGAUGAGGUUAUCUUUCCAGCUCUUGACAUGCGUGUUAAGAAUGUUGCGCGUACAUAUUCUCUUGAGCACCAGGUGGAGAGAACGCUGUUCAAUCAGUUGUUUAAACUGCUGAACUCAGGUGAAGAAAAUGAUGAGAGUUUUCAAAGAGAAGUUGCUUCUUGCAUUGGAGCUAUGCGCACAUCACUUAGCCAGCACAUGUCUAAGGAAGAAAAACAGGUCUUUCCCUUGCUUACCAGGAAGUUUACAUUUGAGGAGCAGGCUGAUUUAAUUUGGAACUUUUUCUGUAGCAUUCCUGUCAACAUGAUGGCAGAGUUCCUUCCGUGGCUCUCAUCUUGUAUUUCACCUUAUGAGCAUCAUGCUAUGGUAAAAUGUCUAUGCAAGAUAGCACCGGAGCAAAGUCUUCUCCAUGAGGUCAUAUCUUCAUGGAUGGAAGUGAUCGCCACAGAAAACCUGGACAGAAGCUGUAACGGUGAUUCUGAAUUCCAAGAUUGUUGCGGUGGUGGGCCUGAAAAAGUUAUUGCGUCAACCGAGAAGGUCUGGGUUUGUCCACAUUCUAGUAUUGGGAAGCGAAAAUAUCUAGAAUCAGACAGCCAUGCUCUUGAAUUGACUGGAAAUCAUCCUAUAAAUGAAAUAUUGCAUUGGCACAGGGCAAUUAAAGGAGAGUUGAAUGAGAUUUUAGAAAUGGCUAAGAAGAUAAAAUAUUCUGCUGAGGCCUCGGAUUUCUCUACUUUCCAAGAUAGACUUCAAUUUAUUGUUGACAUCUGCAGCUUUCACAGAAUUGCCAAGGAUCAAGUGAUAUUGCCAGCACUAGGUGAAGAGUUCUCCUUUGCGCAGGAGCAUUCUGAAGAAGAGUCUCAACUUAACAACUUCAGGCACAUAAUUGAGAAAGUGCUGUGUACAAUAGCCAAUUCAUCUUCUUCUGAAUCCCACUCAUCGCUACUUUCACACACUGAUGAAAUAAUGAACUCAAUACAAAGACUUCUUGAGAAUGAGGAAGCUGAGGUUCUUCCUCUUGUCAGACUGCAUUUAUGUCCCGAGAAGCAAAGGGAACUUCUGUACAAAAGUAUAUGUGUGAUGCCUUUAAAAUUCUUAGAACGUGCCAUCCCAUGGUUCGUUGCUACCCUAACAGAACAAGAAACUAAGUCCUUUCUUCAAAAUAUUCAAAUGGCAGCUUCAUCAUCUGAUUCUGCCCUAGUUACUCUUUUAUCCGGUUGGGCAUCGGUCUGUCACUCCCAAGAAAUUGCAAGUUCUCGCACAUUCGUAUGCUUGCCUUCGAAGCUUGUUGCUUGCUGUCCAUUUGAGAAAAAAGGUCAGAUUCAAGAAGACUAUUGCCGAGUCUUCAGUGUAUGUCCUUUUCCACUUAUCAGCAGGGCUGAAUCAGCAUACCUGCAAAUGGAGAACUAUAGGAGGCCGCUCAAAAGAUGCAACUUCUUAGAAGCAUGUGCAAAUACUAGUGAAUCCACAUAUAACAUUAAUAUUCAACAACCGUCCUAUGAUAAACAAGCUCAAUGUGCACCAAGAUCAGGAUUACGUAGGAAUAAUCUUUGGAUAACUCUUCCUGCUGAUAAAUCUUCCCAUGUCAACCAUAAUUCUGCUUCUCCAUCACUUAAUCCGAGCCUCCUUUUGGAGGGUACAAGAAUUAUUUCAUCAAAUGGGGAUGAUAAAGCUAGGCCUAUAGACACUAUAUUCAAAUUUCAUAAAGCAAUUUGCAAAGAUUUGGAGUAUUUGGAUUUUGAGUCUGGAAAACUUUUAGGUUGUGAUGAUGCUUCUCUUCGGAAGUUCAGUGGAAGGUUUCGUUUAUUGUGGAGUCUAUAUGAAGCUCAUAGCAAUGCUGAGGAUGACAUUGUUUUUCCAGCAUUAGAAUCUAGAGAGGCACUUCACAAUGUUAGCCACUCCUACACUCUCGACCACAAGCAAGAAGAGAAGCUAUUUGCUGAUAUAUCUACAAUCCUUGAGGAGCUUUCACGACUACAUGCAAAAUUUGGCCGGACCAAUACUAAAUCUGACGCAAGUCAAAGUGACACUGGAUCUUGUGGUCUUGAUUCUCAUUGGAAGAAGAAACAAAAUGAGCUCGCUACUAAAAUUCAAGCAAUGUGUAAAUCUCUACGUAUUUCUCUGGGACAACACGUGUUUAGAGAAGAACUGGAACUGUGGCCUUUAUUCGACAAACACUUUUCAGCAGAGGAACAAAACAGGAUAGUUGGUCGUAUUAUUGGGAUAACAGGAGCAGAAAUUCUUCAGUCUAUGUUACCUUGGGUGACUUCUGCACUUACUUUGGAGGAGGAGAACUGUAUGAUGGAUACAUGGAAGCAAGCAACUAAGAAUACCAUGUUCAGUGAAUGGUUAAAUGGAUGGUGGAGGGGUACACCUACAUCUUCUUUGCAGGCUGUAGCAGAAGCAAGUCAUGCUGUUCCGAAAGGAACUGAAUGCCAGGAGAGUGUCAGUGAUAAUGAUCAGAUGUUCAAGCCUGGAUGGAAGGAUAUUUUCCGAAUGAACCAGAAUGAGCUUGAGGCAGAGAUACGAAAGGUUUCUCAAGAUCCAACACUUGAUCCACGGAGAAAGGCCUAUCUUAUUCAGAAUCUUAUGACAAGUCGCUGGAUCGCAGCUCAACAAAAAUCACCUCAAGUAUCAACUAAGGAGUUAACAGAUGAUGAAGAUAUCCCUGGCUGUUCCCCAUCUUUUCGAGAUUCAGAUAAACAGAUAUUUGGCUGUGAACACUACAAAAGAAAUUGUAAACUUCUUGCCACAUGCUGUAACAAGUUGUUCACAUGCAGAUUCUGCCAUGAUAAAGUCAGUGAUCAUUCAAUGGAGAGAAAAGCCUCAACUCAAAUGUUAUGUAUGAGCUGUCUCCAUGUUCAGCCAAUUGGCCAGACAUGCAAAACACCUGCUUGUAAUGGACUAAUUAUGGCGAAAUACUUCUGCGGUGUCUGUAAACUUUUUGACGAUGAAAGGACAAUAUACCACUGUCCAUUUUGCAAUUUGUGUCGCGUCGGGAAAGGACUUGGCAUCGACUUCUUUCAUUGCAUGGGUUGCAACUUUUGCUUGGGAAUGAAAUUGAUUGAUCACAAAUGUCGUGAGAAAAGUCUCGAGACAAAUUGUCCAAUUUGUUGUGACUUUCUGUUUACUUCAACGGAGCCUUUAAGAGCCUUACGUUGUGGGCAUUUCAUGCAUUCAGCGUGCUUCCAGGCAUACACUUGUAGUCACUAUACCUGUCCAAUAUGUAGCAAGUCCUUGGGAGACAUGACGGUUUAUUUUGGCAUGCUUGACGCGUUAUUGGCUGCCGAAGAACUUCCAGAAGAAUACAAGGACAAACAACAGGAUAUACUAUGCAAUGAUUGCGCUAAGAAGGGAAAAUCUCGCUUCCACUGGGUAUAUCACAAAUGCCGCUUCUGUGGUUCUUACAAUACAAGGGUCAUCAAGAGCGAAACUAAAUGAUCACACCCCGUUGUACGAGUGAGGACAUUUCCUUUUUUUUUCCCCUUUUUUCGUCUUUCUUAUUUAUUUUCUUCAAAUGUGUAAAUAAUGUUUUAUAUGACCAAUUUAUUUUAUAUCUUUGAUAAUUAAACUUUGUAAAAUGAAGUGCCCGCGCUACACUAGCAGAAUGCUUGCCAUAAGCAUCGGAUGCGGACCUAAAUCUUGACAUAAAAUAAAAUUUUCUUCAGAGAGGAGGCUUACAAGUUCAAA
Messenger RNA from Asparagus officinalis (garden asparagus), 4055 nucleotides. Its product is annotated as zinc finger protein BRUTUS-like. Gene Ontology annotation, cellular component: nucleus. The record is from RefSeq and is a predicted model, not a curated record. Gene Ontology annotation, biological process: protein ubiquitination; ubiquitin-dependent protein catabolic process. Lineage: Eukaryota; Viridiplantae; Streptophyta; Magnoliopsida; Asparagales; Asparagaceae. Gene Ontology annotation, molecular function: ubiquitin protein ligase activity; zinc ion binding.